This is a messenger RNA of Schistocerca serialis cubense, 850 nucleotides long. RefSeq lists its product as uncharacterized. NCBI's taxonomy places the organism in Eukaryota, Metazoa, Arthropoda, Insecta, Orthoptera, Acrididae. The coding region runs from base 100 to 624 and encodes 174 amino acids. The record is from RefSeq and is a predicted model, not a curated record. The transcript has 3 exons.
UGUAAACAGCUUGUUAGUUGUUAGCUUGUUACUUAGUCGCGUGGGAAGCUACGCUGUGUUUUGUUAAUUGGGUGGAGUGGUUGGCUACUACACGGUGAGAUGAGGAACGUAGAGAUAAAAGCAAAGGUCAGGAACCUCGCAGAACUCAUCUCGAGGGCAGAACAGCUUAGUAACUCCAAAGGCGAAGUUAUAAAACAGGAAGAUACGUUUUAUAAUGUGCCUCGAGGAAGACUCAAACUUAGAAAAUUUGAGGUAUUUCACCAAGCGGAUGGAACAUCACAGUUAAUAUGUUACGAAAGAGCCGAUACUGAAGGACCUAAAGUAUGUGAGUACACGAGAGUUGAUUUUCCACCUGGUUCGAACCCAGGACCAGUAUUGGCUCAAGCAUUGGGAAUUAAAGGAACUGUAAAGAAAACUCGAAGGCUUUACCUUGUGGGUAACACAAGAAUACACAUUGAUGAAGUCUUUGGCUUAGGAAAAUUUAUGGAGUUGGAGGUUGUUCUUACUGAAGACCAGCGUAUUGAAGAAGGUCAAGCGGUGGCUGAAGAUAUUAGGAGGAAAUUAGGAGUUGAAGAAACAGAUCUCUUAUCUGGUGCAUAUAUGGAUAUGUUGUUGAGACGUUGAUAUUAUAUGUUGUUUUAAGAGGAUCAGCAGUUAAUUGCAACCCCAUGCAAAGUCUGAUAGAUUAACAAAAGUGAUAUGAAUGUCGAGAGGUUUGUGGCUUACAGGAACACUGGUCUCGUUGAGGUUUUGUUAAGGCCUUAAUUGUAUUUGUAAGCAUGAAUCAUUGUUGGAAGUUUUGUAAGCAGUGAAGCAUUUAAUAUGUGAAAUAAAGGUUAUUUUAUGUAAA